AUGGAUAGUUCUGAUUCAAGUAUUCAAUUGAUCAUUGACGGCGGGAGACACGUGUGUUACAAGUGUGGCAAAAGCUACAAGGAGAAGAGAACUCUGAAGUAUCACCUGAAGUACGAAUGCGGUGUGGAGCCUCAGUUCCGGUGUCCCCAAUGUCCUUAUCGUGCCAAGCAGAAGUCUAGUCUUAAAUCGCAUUUCGCGCUCAAACAUUUAAAUGAAAUAAACAAACAACGAUACUCUGCAUUUAUCGAUGGGAGAUUUGUUUGCUGUAAAUGCGGCAGACACUACAAAGAGCGAGGAAGUCUGAAAUCACACCAAAAGUUCGAGUGCGGCAAGGAGCCUCAGUUCCAGUGUCCGCAUUGUCCUUUCAGGGCUAAAAAGAACUGUAACCUCAGAGUCAUGUAG
Molecule: messenger RNA, 402 nt
Organism: Nilaparvata lugens (brown planthopper)
Lineage: Eukaryota; Metazoa; Arthropoda; Insecta; Hemiptera; Delphacidae
Product: longitudinals lacking protein, isoforms N/O/W/X/Y-like
Exons: 3
Coding region: 1-402 (133 amino acids)
Source: RefSeq, a predicted model, not a curated record